Molecule: messenger RNA, 434 nt
Organism: Aspergillus candidus
Lineage: Eukaryota; Fungi; Ascomycota; Eurotiomycetes; Eurotiales; Aspergillaceae
Product: protein kish
Exons: 4
Coding region: 37-255 (72 amino acids)
Biological process (GO): protein secretion; intracellular transport
Source: RefSeq, a predicted model, not a curated record
AGUUGAGCGCUUGAAGCAGUUCCACAAUCAGUCAAUAUGUCAGCCUUGUUCAACUUCCAGUCCCUCCUCCUGGUGAUCCUCCUGAUCAUCUGCACAAGCACCUACGCCCACUCCAUGAUGCCCGGGAUCAUGGAUCGCAACCAAAACGGCUUCUUCGGGAUAUUCUGGAAAUGCGCUCGGAUCGGGGAACGACUGAGCCCAUACGUCAGUCUUUGCUGCAUCUUGAUGGCGGUUUCGAUUUUCCUCGGUGGUUGAUGGGGUCCUUUAUCGUCGACCCUCUUCUUGGCAAAUGGAGUUUAUCAGUAUUCUAGCCGGGACUAUAUUUGAUCUAGAUCACGUUCUGUGGAGUUUAUGUCAUUGCCAUGGUUUCUUAUUCAUUGUCUUUCAUAUUGUACAUAAGUUGAUGAUUUAUACAGCAGUCUGCUGGGGUGUCG